AUGCGCCUGCAGGACAACCCCUCCAUGGACUCACCCAAGUUGCAGCUCGAGUAUAGCAAUGGCCGCGUGGUGACCACCAUCGAAUCCAACGUCGUGGACGCCAUCAACUCCGCCACCGUGGAGAUCGCCGGGAGCGGCAAGGGUAUCUCUGACGCGCCCAUCACGCUCAUCGUUCGUAAGCGUGGUGUGCCUGACCUCACGCUCAUCGACCUCCUCGGCAUCAUGCGCGUGCCCGUGCAGGGGCAGCCCGUGGACAUCAAUGACCAGGUGGCCAAGAUCAUCAAGGAGUACAUCGCCCCCAAGGAGAGCAUCAUCCUGGAUGUGCUCUCGGCCACGGUGGACUUCCCCACGUGCGAGUCCAUCCAUAUGUCACAGCAGGUGGACCACACCAGGGAGCGCACGCUCGCCAUGGUCACCAAAGUGGACAAGGCCCCCAAGGGCCUGCUUGAGAAGGUCACCAUGGACGACGUGCACACCGGCCUCGGCUACGUUUGCGUCCACAACCGCAUCGGCGAUGAGACCUAUGACUAG
Miscanthus lutarioriparius is the source of this 531-nucleotide messenger RNA. Lineage: Eukaryota; Viridiplantae; Streptophyta; Magnoliopsida; Poales; Poaceae. The record is from the annotation of a GenBank genome assembly.